AUGGCAGAUAAUUUAUAUGAUAAAUCUGUUUCUAGAAAUGCACUAUCAAACAUUAAAUGUCAAUCAGCAAGUUACAUUCGUCCUUGGAAUAUGGGUAAAACCAAAAUUACACCAGUAAUGCAAUUGUAUCUUUCAACACUUCAAAUAGAAGAUUAUGAAGAAAAAAACAUAAACAGUAUCAACAAAUGUGAAGAAAAUUAUAACAGCAAUUCUAACACCAGUAAUUCAAACAGCACGAACAAUAAUAAAAAACCAUUAAAAAAAAAAUACGGACCACCAAAGUUUCGAUAUAAAUAUUUAGAAGCAAAGAUUAUUUUGUAUCUUCUGCAGAAUUGUCAGAUUUACAUUCCGUUGCAGGCUUUAAGAGGAAUUGAAAAAUUACAAGAAAAAAUUAUGAGAUUAAUUUUCAAGGAAGAUGAUAACAAACGCUUGGUUGAAUUUAUUUGGGGUGAAGGCUACACACGUGGCAAGAAAACUGUGAUCCUAGACAAUUUCAAUAAGGCCAGUUCGAUUACCUUGGUAGUUCAUCAAGAUGUUCCAGAAAAGGAAAUUGACAUCGCAGGGCUACAUAUCGAUUAUCUAAUUAAUAAAACACCAACAAACGAUGGAAUCCGUACCACACCUUCUUGGGGGUAUAGAUGGACUUUCAAUCAUAAUUCGUUUAAUAUCAAUGAACACUACAUUAUAAAACUUCAUACCGGUAACGAUAUCAGAAUAUUUUUAUUCAAAAAACUUCAAUCAUACAAAGAGAUCAAAUCUAGCAUUGAAUCAGCCAUAAAUGUGCGUAGUAUAAAAAAUUUCAAAUAUAAGGAUGAUGUUGGAGAAUUUAUUACUAUAUCAACACCUCAUGAACUCGAAACUGCUUUUAAAUAUCAUUCGAAAAAGAAUAAAUUAGAAUUAUGGUACACAGAUGACGAAGGAAUUUUUCAUAAUAUGAAGAAUUUGAUUGAUUUUGAUAGUGAUUAG
This is a messenger RNA of Dentiscutata erythropus, 966 nucleotides long. The record is from the annotation of a GenBank genome assembly. Lineage: Eukaryota; Fungi; Glomeromycota; Glomeromycetes; Diversisporales; Gigasporaceae.